Daldinia decipiens is the source of this 1083-nucleotide messenger RNA. RefSeq names its product NAD(P)-binding protein. The record is from RefSeq and is a predicted model, not a curated record. The coding region runs from base 28 to 1005 and encodes 325 amino acids. The transcript is spliced from 2 exons. NCBI's taxonomy places the organism in Eukaryota, Fungi, Ascomycota, Sordariomycetes, Xylariales, Hypoxylaceae.
GAAGCGUCUUAUCAUUCAACAUUAACCAUGUCGAGCUCACUAUGGACCUUAUUGCAGCAAUUCUACCCUCCUGCGCCAACCGUCACGGAGAAGAACCUCGCAGCCGGGAGCCAAGUAGGCAAGGUAUUCAUCGUCACUGGCGCUAAUUCUGGUAUCGGUCUAGAUCUGGUGAAAUUCCUCUAUCCCACCGGCGCCACAAUAUACCUGGCCAGCCGUUCACUUGAAAAGAUUGACAAUGCCAUCGCGCAAGUAUCUGCCAUCUCCCCUGCGCCGGCAACCCCUGCUACGCUCAAGUCUCUUUACCUGGACCUCUCAGACCUCACUACCAUUAAGCCCGCCGCCGCGUCCUUUGCGGCUCAAGAGUCACGUCUCGACAUCCUCUGGCACAACGCCGGCUUCGGCUAUGAACCCGGCAGCGUGACAAAGCAGGGUCUUGAAGCCCACAUCGGAACCCACUGCGUCGCCCCACUCCUGUUCACCCAGGAGCUUCUCCCGCAGCUCCAAGCGGCAGCGAAGUCCGCGCCCAAGGACAGCGUCCGCAUCGUCUGGACCGGAUCCAUACGAAUCGACAUAAACUCGCCACCCGGCGGCGUCGACUUCGCCCGGAUCGAAAAGCCGACUAUCAACAAAGAAUGUGAGUACGGCGCGUCCAAAGCCGGGAAUUAUUUCCUGGCGGCGGAGGGGGCUAGACGCUGGGGCAAGUACGGGAUUAUCAGCGUGUGCCAGAAUCCCGGGAAUCUGUACACGCCUAUCUGGGGGAACUCCAGCUGGUGGCAUAUAGCAUUUUUCAGGAUUUUUGUCUUGUACCCAUCCAAGUACGGUGCGUACACGAUGCUCUAUGCCGGAUUCUCACCGGAUGUAAACGAAGGUACCAAUGGUGCGUAUAUUUGGCCUUGGGGUAGGAUUCGACCUGUUGGACGGAGUGAUGUGUUGCAGGCGGUAUCGGAUGGUAAAGCGGCGGAAUUUUGGGAGUGGUGUGAGAAGAAAUGGGGGCAAUAUGUUUGAGAGCUUAUUAGUCCGGACUUUGGCACCAAUGGCGGGCAGUAUCGAUUGAUAUAGCAGUACAUUUUGUUUAUAGUAGAC